AUGGUUUUACAGAAUAACAGCUUUCGUGGAGAAAUCCCACCGCAGAUUGGAAACUUGCUUCGACUCCGUCAUCUCAUUCUUAGCAACAACUCAUUUGGUGGGUCGAUACCGUCCAAUCUUUCCCAUUGCUCAAACCUUAGGACCUUGAAUCUCAUAGACAACCAACUUGUUGGGGGAAUUCAUUCCAAUCUUGGUUCCUUACGGAAGCUUGAAUACUUGGGCUUUUCUGUCAACAGUCUUGUAGGUCCUAUUCCUCCUUCAUUCGGAAACCUCUCGCUGCUAGAACAGCUCUCCCUACAGCAAAAUGCAUUACACGGAGAAAUACCUGAGGAAUUGUCUAGACUCAAGAGGCUGUUUUUCUUCCAACUAUCAUUCAACAAACUAACCGGUGAGAUUCCACCAGGGAUUUUUAACAUCUCCGGAAUUUAUGGCUUCAUGGUCGCGGGGAACCAGUUGCGGGGAAGCCUUCCCUCUAAUAUCGGCACCACUCUUCCUUCUCUCAAUUACCUUGCCACCAGUGAGAACUUGUUCACCGGGAUGAUUCCGUCAUCAUUAACGAAUGCCACCGAUCUCUGGGGACUUAUUCUUUACAACAACAGUUUCCAUGGACCAAUACCGAAAAAUUGGGGAAGGCUAAGAGGCCUUCGCAUAAUUGCCUUGGGUCUUAACCAGUUCCAGGAUGACCUAAGUUUUAUUUCUUCUUUAGUUAAUUGUUCCAACUUAGAGAUUCUCAAUGUGGAAUCAAACUUGAUUCAUGGAUCGUUGCCGACAUCCGUCUUCAAUCUCACCAGUAUUAAGAGAAUUUACAUGGCAGCUAAUUUCAUCCAAGGAACUAUGCCUUCAGCCCUCGGAAAUCUCUUCAACUUGUCUGCCUUGAGCUUAGCAUAUAACUCUCUAACAGGUUGUAUUCCUGAUUCCAUUGGGGCACUUUAUAACUUGCAGAUACUGGCUUUGGCUGGAAACAAGUUUACCGGAGACAUACCAUUUUCAAUUGGUAACAUGACGCUGUUAGGUUACCUUUACCUUCAAUCCAACAACUUCCAAGGCUACAUGCCGCAAAGUCUCGGCAAUUGCAUGCAACUACUUGAGCUCGAUCUUUCAAACAACAAUCUAAUUGGCUCGGUUCCAGUUGAAAUCAUGGGUCUUUCUUCCUUGGCGAUCUUACUCAGUCUAGCGCAUAAUAAUUUAAAUGGAUCUCUUCCUUGGCAAAUUGGCUCUUUAAUAAAUCUCGCCGAGUUAGAUCUAUCUUACAAUAGAUUGACCGGCUUAAUUCCGGCCUCCAUUAGCGGGUGCUUGAGAUUGGAACGGCUUCACUUAGAAGCUAAUUCUUUUCAUGGUCAAAUCCCCCAAGCUUUACGUCCAUUACGGGGCCUACAAGAGCUGGAUCUUUCCAAUAACAAUUUUUCUGGUCCAAUCCCGAGCUUUCUCAUAGAGCUCUCUCUUCUCAAGUACUUGAAUAUUGCCUUCAAUGAACUAGAAGGACAAGUUCCAGAGGGCGGAGUUUUUCGUGAUGCAAGUACUGUAUCCGUUUUUGGAAAUAGACAACUCUGUGGAGGUACUCCAGGUCUGAAGCUUCCUCUUUGCAAAUCACCAAGCUCUAACAAGUAUUCUACAACCAAGACCAUGUUGAUAUAUGGGGUAGCUGUCAGUUUGUUAUGCUUAACAUUGCUGCUCCUGUUUGUCUUGGGUUACUGCAAAAAGAAGCGGAUGAGAACCAAUGCCUCGACAUCAUCGUCCUUCGAGCACCAAUUCUUGAGGAUUUCUUUUGAAGAACUCCUUAGAGCUACUAACAGAUUCUCUGAGACCAACUUGAUUGGUAAAGGGAGAUAUGGCACGGUUUAUAAGGGGAUUCUUGACGGCGGUGCCACGGUGGCGGUGAAGGUGCUCAAUUUAAUGGAAAGAGGUGCUUCGAGGAGCUUUGUCUCUGAAUGUCGAACUCUAGGAACCAUUAGACACCGAAACCUCGUGAAGAUACUCAGUGUCUGUUCAAGCAUGGAUUUUUGUGGCAAUGACUUCAAAGCUCUAAUAUACGAGUUCAUGGCUAAUGAAAGCUUGGAGGAGUGGCUGCACCCUGGAACUAUAGGACAAGACGAUGAGCAUGGCGAAUUGAGAAAUAUAAGACUAGCGCAAAGGUUGAAUGUCGCCAUUGAUAUAGCUACUGCGAUUGAAUAUCUCCAUAAGGGUUGUUCUCUAGCAAUCGCCCAUGGAGAUCUAAAGCCAAGUAAUAUACUUCUGGACAACAACAUGGUGGCUCGAGUAGGAGAUUUCGGGCUUGCAAAGAUUAUUUCAAGAACAUCUACCGAAGCCGCAGGAGUACAGGACCAGGGGAGUUCAAGUUCAACCGUAGUCAAAGGAUCCAUUGGCUAUGUGUCUCCAGAGUAUGGCAUGGGACACAAGGUUUCCACGCUUGGGGAUGCAUACAGUUACGGCAUUCUAUUAUUGGAGAUGUUCACUGGAAAGAGACCCACUGAAGAGGACUUUGGGCACUGUCUUAAUCUUCAUAACUUUGUUCAAAUGGCUCUUCCAAAUCGAGUGAUGGACAUUGUAGACUUAAGUCUUUGGAGUGAAGCUGAUGAUCAACAACGGCAGUGCAAGAUCAGAGAUUGCAUAAUCUCCGUAUUCGAAGUUGGAGUCGCAUGUUCAAUGGAAUCACCGCCGGAUCGAAUGGACAUGACUGAGGCGAUCGGGAAAUUAUGCUCGAUCAAGGCGAGUUAUGAAACCGAAGAGAGGAUGACACGUAUGUAGUUAAGUCAAUUAUCUUGUUGUACAUUGGAACUCUUUCACUAGUAGAGACAAUCAUCAUGCAAAGGCGGUGCUAGCAAAUUGACAUGAAUGUCUCCCAAACUAGUCUGUCUACCCAUACCUAUUAUGUGCUUUCUUAAUAAUAUACC
Rhodamnia argentea is the source of this 2891-nucleotide messenger RNA. RefSeq names its product putative receptor-like protein kinase At3g47110. Bases 1 to 2745 code for a protein of 914 amino acids. Gene Ontology annotation, cellular component: plasma membrane. Gene Ontology annotation, molecular function: ATP binding; protein binding; protein kinase activity. Lineage: Eukaryota; Viridiplantae; Streptophyta; Magnoliopsida; Myrtales; Myrtaceae. Gene Ontology annotation, biological process: protein phosphorylation; hormone-mediated signaling pathway. The transcript has 2 exons. The record is from RefSeq and is a predicted model, not a curated record.